This is a messenger RNA of Phragmites australis (common reed), 2420 nucleotides long. Its product is annotated as pentatricopeptide repeat-containing protein At1g11290, chloroplastic-like. Lineage: Eukaryota; Viridiplantae; Streptophyta; Magnoliopsida; Poales; Poaceae. Gene Ontology annotation, biological process: RNA modification. The transcript has a single exon. Gene Ontology annotation, molecular function: protein binding; RNA binding. The record is from RefSeq and is a predicted model, not a curated record. The coding region runs from base 135 to 2243 and encodes 702 amino acids.
GUAAAAAGACGCCUACGAACAACACGUCUUCCAUCUGGAAACAGCACGCGCCUAAUCCAGAUGAGGAUGCUGUGAGUUGCUGACUCCAGCCUCCAAAACGAGCUCGCCCCACUACGGGCGCUCAUCAGGCUCCAAUGCUCUCACUCUCCACCCCCUCCUCGCCUCUGCUCCCGCUGCCUCCCCAAGGCACCACCGCCUCUCCCGUCGGUCUCCUCCGCCGGGCCGCGGCGCGGCGGGACGCGCCGCUCACCUCCGCGCUCCAUGCCGCUCUGCUCAAGUCCGGCGGGCUUCACCCCACGCGACCCCUCGCCGCGUCGAACUCCCUCCUGCACGCAUACCUCCAAUGCGGCCUCCUCUCACGCGCGCUCCGCCUGCUCGACGAAACGCCCCGCCGCGACGCGGCGACCUACGCCUCCCUCAUCUCCGCGCACUGCCGCCGCGGUGCGCCCCUUGACGCCUUCCGCGCCUUCCUGGACAUGCUAGCCUGGGGCACCGACCAGGGCGAGGGCGACGCCGUCCGCCCCAACGAGUUCACGGUGGCUGCGCUCCUGCAGGCCUGCGGGCUAGCCAGGGACGAAAGGCUCGGGAGGAUGGUGCAUGGGUACCUCGUGGUUGGGGGUUUCUGUGGUGACCCGUUCGUGGUUGGCUCAUUGGUCAACAUGUACGCCAAGGUUGGGGAUGCGGUAAGCGCGCGGAGCCUGGUUCUUGGAUUACCCUGCAGGGACGUUGUUUCUUGGACGGCCAUCGUAUCAGGGUGCGUGCUCAACGGGAUGCUAACAGAAGCACUCGAGGUGUUCGUCAUGAUGCUGGAAGAUGGCGUCCUCCCCAACAAUGUCACGAUGCUGAGCGUCAUUCAGGCGUGCUCUUUGAUGGGUGCGUCAGGAUUGUUUGGUCCUGUGCAUGCUCUUGUUGUUCAGUUGGAGCUUGAGGACGACACUUCCGUUGUGAAUUCUCUUAUCAUGAUGUACGCAAAGAAUGGAUUUGUUGAAGAGGCCAUGCGGCUUUUCGAGGGUUUGUACCUGAGGAGAGGGGAUGUCUGUUCUAAUGAGGAUGUUAUUGCUGCACUUGUUUACGGUUGCACCAUUUCAGGGUCCCUGAAGAAUGGGGAGGGAAUCCAUGCGCAUUUGAUUAAAAUGGGUGCUUUCCCAAGCGUCAGCAUUGAGAACUCCCUCAUGGGCAUGUAUGCUAGAUUUGAGCAAGUUGAUGCGGCGCACUUGGUGUUUGAGGGCAUGAAAUUUAAGGACAUCGUUUCAUGGAACACCAUUAUCUCGUGCCUUGCUAAGAGUGACCGUGUGAAUGAAGCCAUUGAACUUUUCAGCGUUCUUCAUGCUGGUGGUGGUGGGCUCACGCCUGACUUUGUCACGGUCCUGAGCAUAGUGCAUGCUUGCUCCAAUGCAGGAUUGCUGCAGCAAGGGCAGAUGCUCCAUGGAUACAUCAUGAAAUCUGGUUUCGUGCACGAUGUAUCAAUAUGCAAUGCUCUGAUAAGCAUGUGUGCCAAGUUAGGAAGAAUUGAUUUCGCUGAGAUGAUCUUUGAUUGGAUGGGUAUUAAGGACCUUGUUUCAUGGAAUUCAAUGAUCACUGCUUAUGGGAUGCAUGGCGAUGGUCAUUCAGCUCUAAGAAUUUUCCACCAGUUGAAGGACUCUGGAACACCUGCACCAAAUGCUAUCACAUUUGUGAGUGUGAUAUCAGCUUGCAGUCACUCUGGUUUGAUUUCAGAAGGCUACAAGUGCUUUGAAAGCAUGAGAACAGACCACGGCAUUGAACCUAGCAUCGAUCAUUAUGCCUGUGUAGUUGAUCUGCUUGGAAGAUCUGGGAGGUUUGCUGAGGCUGAAGAAUUCAUCAGGGAUAUGCCUGUCCAUCCCAACUCAUCCAUUUGGGGACCUCUUCUGGCUGCUUGCCAGCUUCAUGGGAAUGUUGAUCUUGCAGAAAAGGUUGCUAAAGAAUUGUCAGCCUUGGAACCUGAGAGUGACAUAUGGAGAGUCUCCUUGGCAAAUACCUAUGCCUUGGCUGGAAGAUGGAAAAACUCUGCAAAGAUUAGGACUGAAAUGAGGAGAGUCGGUUUGAGAAAGGAGACUGGGUGGAGUUUUGUAGAUGUUGGAGGGGUUGAGGGUUUUAAGUUCGUGUCAGCAGAUACAAGGCAUCGCGAUGCUGAAAAAAUAUAUUCAGUAUGGCACAGUAUGAACAAGCACAUGGCUGAUUUAGCUGAUGAUGUGUAUUCACUGAGUCCAGUUAGUGCAAUUUAGUUGAUGUCACGCAUGUUUAACAGACGCGUGAAUGUGUUUUGGUUAGGUCACAAUGAUGAAACCAGCCCUUUGUAAUUUAAGUCAUGAGCUUAGACUUGAAAGUAUAACAGAUGUAUUGUUUUGAAUGCUGAAUGUAGGUAACAAGUAAAUAAAUAGAACACAAAUGGAAUUGGAGGA